Talpa occidentalis (Iberian mole) is the source of this 1447-nucleotide messenger RNA. RefSeq names its product forkhead box L2 (gene FOXL2). The transcript has a single exon. Gene Ontology annotation, biological process: anatomical structure morphogenesis; regulation of transcription by RNA polymerase II; cell differentiation. The record is from RefSeq and is a predicted model, not a curated record. Gene Ontology annotation, molecular function: RNA polymerase II cis-regulatory region sequence-specific DNA binding; DNA-binding transcription factor activity, RNA polymerase II-specific. Lineage: Eukaryota; Metazoa; Chordata; Mammalia; Eulipotyphla; Talpidae. The coding region runs from base 284 to 1405 and encodes 373 amino acids.
GGGGCGGCGGGGCCGGAGCCCCUCUCUGCUGGGCGGACUCCCCAUGGCCAGAGGCUGAGCUCUCCUCCCGCCGGCCGCUCCCGAGGGCAAGGGGAAGAAGACCGGAGAGGAGCGAAAAGCUGCCGGUGAGCGAGCGAGCGAGCGAGCGAUCGCGGGGGACGGCCGCCGUCCCCACAAGUUUGAGCCUCUGCCGCGAGUGGACCUGCGUGUCCGGACUCUCCGCCGCCGGCGCCAGGACGAGAGCGCAGGGACUGGCCGGUCGUGGCGCGCCGGCUUUGUCGUGAUGGCCAGCUACCCUGAGGCCGAGGACGCCGCGGGGGCCCUGCUGGCCCCGGACGCCGGCCGCGCGCCCAAGGAGCCCGAGGCCCCGCCGCCGAGCCCCGGCAAGGGCGGGGGCGCCGGGACAGCCCCGGAGAAGCCCGACCCGGCGCAGAAGCCCCCGUACUCGUACGUGGCGCUCAUCGCCAUGGCGAUCCGGGAGAGCGCGGAGAAGAGGCUCACGCUGUCGGGCAUCUACCAGUACAUCAUCGCCAAGUUCCCGUUCUACGAGAAGAACAAGAAGGGCUGGCAAAAUAGCAUCCGCCACAACCUCAGCCUCAACGAGUGCUUCAUCAAGGUGCCGCGCGAGGGCGGCGGCGAGCGCAAGGGCAACUACUGGACGCUGGACCCGGCCUGCGAGGACAUGUUCGAGAAGGGCAACUACCGGCGGCGCCGCCGCAUGAAGCGGCCCUUCCGGCCGCCGCCCGCGCACUUCCAGCCCGGCAAGGGGCUCUUCGGGGCCGGGGGCGCGGCGGGCGGCUGCGGCGUGGCGGGCGCGGGCGCCGACGGCUACGGCUACCUGGCGCCGCCCAAGUACCUGCAGUCCGGCUUCCUCAACAACUCGUGGCCGCUGCCGCAACCGCCCUCGCCCAUGCCCUACGCCUCCUGCCAGAUGGCGGCCGCGGCCGCCGCGGCAGCAGCAGCCGCGGCCGCCGCGGGCCCGGGCAGCCCCGGCGCCGCCGCGGUGGUCAAGGGGCUGGCGGGCCCCGCCGCCUCGUACGGGCCGUACUCGCGCGUGCAGAGCAUGGCGCUGCCUCCCGGCGUGGUGAACUCGUACAACGGCCUGGGAGGCCCGCCCGCCGCGCCCCCGCCGCCGGCGCACCCCCACUCACACCCGCACGCGCACCAUCUGCACGCGGCCGCGGCGCCCCCGCCAGCCCCGCCGCACCACGGGGCGGCCGCCCCGCCGCCGGGCCAGCUCAGCCCCGCCAGCCCCGCGACCGCCGCGCCCCCGGCGCCCGCGCCCACCAACGCACCCGGCCUGCAGUUCGCCUGCGCCCGGCAACCCGAGCUCGCCAUGAUGCAUUGCUCCUACUGGGACCAUGACAGCAAGACAGGCGCACUGCAUUCGCGCCUCGACCUCUGAGAGCCCCACGCGAGCCGGACGCGCGGGUGCAGGGGCGCGCGA